Molecule: messenger RNA, 1647 nt
Organism: Telopea speciosissima
Lineage: Eukaryota; Viridiplantae; Streptophyta; Magnoliopsida; Proteales; Proteaceae
Product: wax ester synthase/diacylglycerol acyltransferase 11-like
Exons: 7
Coding region: 92-1621 (509 amino acids)
Biological process (GO): triglyceride biosynthetic process
Cellular component (GO): plasma membrane
Molecular function (GO): long-chain-alcohol O-fatty-acyltransferase activity; diacylglycerol O-acyltransferase activity
Source: RefSeq, a predicted model, not a curated record
CCGUUCUUUGCAUUUCCUGAAUUUAAGCAGCUUCUCGCAGACUCUUCAAAUAGUCUGUAUUUUGGGUUUUGGAGACUUCACAUCAAACACAAUGGUAGGACUGAAAUCGAGGAGGGAAGACCUGAGAACCAUUGUGACGAAGAACAGCACUACAAAGAAAAUCACAGAAGAAGAAGUGGAAGACGAGAGGGUGGGAGAAGGAAAUGAACAACCCUUGAGUCCUGCCUCACGUCUGUUUCAUGAGCCUCACUUGAACUGUUACAUCUUAGCUAUCAUGGGCUGCACCAUUCGUGUCGACCCUAACGUCGUCUUAGCUGGACUAGAGACUACUCUGCUUAGGCACCCUCGUUUCUCUAGCAUUCAGGUCCUCAGCAACAGCAAAACCGGGGAAAUGAGUUGGAUCCGAGUGCAGGUGGACUUGGAGAAGCACGUUUUCGUGCCAGAACUUGACCCGGACAUGGACUCAGCUGAGCAAUUCGUCGAACAAUACAUCUCCGAUUUGAGUAGGACCACCAUCGACAUGUCCAAACCUCUAUGGGACCUACACAUCCUCAAUGUCAGAACUGCAGAAGCAGAAUCUGUAUCUAUUUUCCGGAUUCACCACUCUCUCGGCGAUGGCGCGUCUCUCAUGUCACUCCUCCUCGCUUGCACUCGCAGAACCGAUGAUUCCGAGGCGUUGCCGACGGUUCCUACCCAGAAAAAAAGGGUUGUCCAGACCAAAGCCGGCGUAUUAUCCCGGGUGUUCUUGGCGUUUUGGGCCUUCCUCCUUCUGGUUUGGAAUACGGUGGUGGAUGUCUUCAUGUUCUUCGCCACAUCGAUGUUUUUGCAGGAUACAGAAACGCCUCUGAAAGGUCCUCCCGGGGUUGAGUUCACCCCAAAGCGCUUCGUGCACCGAACUGUUAGUCUUGAUGACAUGAAGCUCAUCAAGAAUGCCUUAAACAUGACAAUAAACGACGUCGCACUGGGAAUCACACAAGCUGGUCUUUCUCGUUAUCUUAACAGGAGAUACUGUGAGAAGAAGAGGGAUGAGGGAGCAACGGAGAAGAGGAACAAUCUUCCCAAAAAAAUUCGCCUGAGAGCAGCUCUUCUUGUUAACAUAAGACCUUCUCCAGGGAUCCAGGCUUUAGUUGACAUGAUGGAGAAAGAUAAAAGUGAUGCUAAGUGGGGUAAUCGCCAUGGCUAUGUGCUUCUCCCCUUCAACAUCGCCUUGAGAGAUGACCCAUUGGAUUAUGUCCGCCAAGCCAAAGCCACAAUUGAUCGCAAGAAGCAUUCAUAUGAAGCUAUCUACUCCUUCUCCAGUUCUGAGUUAAUAGUCAAAUUAUUUGGUUUUAAGGCAGCAAGCGCUCUAGCUUUCAAAGUUCUGUCACACACUACGGUGUCAUUCACAAACCUUGUCGGCCCAAUUGAAGAGAUCUGUUUUUUUGGCCACUCAAUGGCUUUCCUUGCUCCUAGUGUUUAUGGGCACCCACAUGCCUUAACAAUUAAUUACCAAAGCUAUCUGAACAAGAUGACCUUUGCUCUAGCAUUUGACCCAGUUGUGGUUCCUGAUCCUCAACAACUCUGCAGUGAUAUAGAAGACUCUCUCAAGCUCAUCAAGGAUACCAUCAUAGCAAAAGGGUGAGAGAAUACAGGUUCAAAGAUUUAGUA